GUUCACCUGAAUAACAUCUGCCUCUCGCUGUCCGAGCACAUGAUUCCAGUUGGCUUUAUUCGGGGCGUUGACAUCGAGGGUGACUGCUUCAUCCAUCAUUUCCUCUUUGGUGACACAGAAGCUGUAGAGAAAUCGACACAAAAUGCCCUCGCCAGGGCAAAAGCAGCUUCCAAGACCGAAAAUGGCGUCAACCAGAUUAGGUACAACCUCUCUGCAGCAGUUGUUGAAUGUCGCCUUAAACACGAGGACCUGCCAUUAUCUGAGAGUUUUGACGGUAGUUACUCCUCCACUCCUGACCGAGAGUCAGAUCUGAACGUUUGUGAUUUGCCCAGUCUCCGCCGGACAGGAUCCUACCAACUCGUAUUUGACAUUGAAGAUUCUGACGAGGAAAAUGAUGGUUUCCAGGACCGCUCCCGUGCUUCAUUACUAGCCGUCCCCGUUAAGUCUGGCCAGCCUUUCUUCCGAACCGCCAGCUGUUCAGAACUCCGCUUUGCCUCUGAAUAUCUGCAACCCCUGCGGACUGUCCCAGACGGCUUGUCUGGCAUCGCUUCCUCCGCUCUUCCUUCUCAGUCUAAUCAAAAGGGAGAGACGUCUAACUGCCCUCCGCUUUCUACUGUUCCAACAAUUUCCUUGAACUCCACACCCGUCCCUUCAUUGGACAGUGAGAGCGGAUUCAGCUGCACUACCAAUACCUCCUCCUAUUACUUAACAGAUCCACAAGCAGACACUCCAAGUACCGCUGAAGGUGUGGUCGUGAGGACCGCAAGACCUGCCAGCCUUUAUACACGUCUUCCAGUCCCCGAACGGGUGUCUAACUCCAAGGCCGCUGCCAUGCGCCGUCAUCAUACGCCUGUCCGCCCCAAUCCAACAACCAACGGCUCGAUUCCC
Molecule: messenger RNA, 888 nt
Organism: Dibothriocephalus latus
Lineage: Eukaryota; Metazoa; Platyhelminthes; Cestoda; Diphyllobothriidea; Diphyllobothriidae
Source: the annotation of a GenBank genome assembly